AUGCCUCAGCGGCAGGAUACCGGUCGCUCGCUUUUCGCGCUCUCGCUUCCCAGUCGUCCAUCGAUUCGUCGUCGCGGUGCGGGAGACGGGGCCUCCGGCGAGCCAAGAAAGGGGCCACUCGGCCUGACCCAUCUGCACUUACCGGAAACGGGCCACGCCAUCGCUGAUAUUGUAUUCGUCCACGGACUGAACGGGGGGUCGCACAGCACUUGGACCUACGACGGCGACCCUGCCAAGUUCUGGCCCAAGCAAUGGCUAGCUCUCGACGAUGUCUUCCAGGGCGCCCGAAUCCACACGUUCGGGUACGAAUCUAAUAUAAGCAAAGAGUCGAUCCUGAACACCGACGACUUUGCUCACGCUCUUGUCUAUUCGCUAUGCGACUGCCCCAAGAUACCGCCUAAUGACAAGGCGCCUGUCAUCCUGGUUGGACAUAGCAUGGGAGGUCUGGUGAUAAAGAGAGCGUACAUUCUCUCUCGUAACCGACCCGAUCUUCAGUCCCUUUCCCAGAGAAUACAGGCUCUCUUCUUCCUUGGAACCCCUCACCAGGGUGCGGACAUUGCAACCACGCUCCAACAUCUCCUCUCUCUAGCCGGCGAACGCCCCUUUGUCGCUGAUUUGAUCCCCAAUUCCCCCAUGAUCCAAGCAAUCAACGAAGAGUUCCCCCGAGUGUCAGGAUUGCUGAAGCUCUACUCCUUCUUCGAGGCAAAGCCCAUGAACUAUGGUGUAGGCUACAUUGUGGAUAGGCGGGCGGCGGUUCUCGGGUAUCCCAACGAGCGAAGGAUGCAUCUUAACUCGAACCACAGGGACAUUGCUCGGUUUCCAUCUCCCGACGACCCAUCCUACCUUACGGUCCGUAACACCCUUGCGGCGUGCAUCCGAGAAGGGGCCCAGGCUGCCACAGAGGGCUAUGGAAUGCCCUUGGGGCGUCAGCCGGAGUUUGGCCAGCUUCGUGCUGGCUCCUUGCGAGGUGUUGCUCAAUCACCAACAAGCCCGCGCUCCAAUGUCAGCAGCAGUUUGACCACUUACGCCAAGAGGAAUGCCGAUAGAGAGGUCGAGGAGCAUGGGAUUGCCGCCGGACAUCGGAUGGAGAUUGGAGAGUUCCUCGGUGUCCGAGACGUGCCAGGAGAGGAGCUGAUCAACGACCUCCGCCAAGUGCCCGGGAGUUGUCAGUGGCUUCUUCGGAAAAGCUCAUUUUUGGAGUGGAUUGACGGCGGCCACUCCAAGAUCUACUGGCUCACCGGGCUCCCUGGUGCAGGCAAAAGCAUCCUUUCGAGCUUCGUCGUCCAGCACCUCAACACAAUCGGUCGGGAUUGCUGCUUCUUCUUCUUUAGCGAGGGGGACAAGAGCAGAGACAACAUUAACUGGCUCCUGCGGUCGAUGGCUUUCCAGAUGGCCAUGAUACAUCCAGAAAUGGCCGACACCAUUCUGCACAUCGCUUCGGAGCCAAGUUGGAGGGAGCCCCCAGUUGACCGUGUGGACUUUCAUCCAGUUUGGCGGAAAAUAUUCACAUGCGGCAUCCUCAAAGUCCGUCCAACCAGACAGCAGUACUGGGUGAUCGACGCUGUUGGCGAAUGCAAGCUUCCCGGAGAUCUCAUCAAUCUUCUUUUUCGCGCCGCGCGGCACUGGCCGCUUCGAGUCUUCGUCACAUCAAGGCCCUCCGAGACGUCAAUUCUCGGUGCUUCCACCACGGAGAUCAUCUCAGAGGCUAUUUCCCAGGGGGAUACAAAUAGCGACAUUGCCCUCUUCCUCCGGUCCCAGCUUGCUACCGGCCAGCGCACAGCCGAAGCGAUGGAUGCACUGCUGGCCCAGGUCAUCAAGAAGUCCAAUGGCUGCUUUCUUUGGGCGUACUUGGUGCAGCAGAAUCUCAGGUCCGUCUAUACCAAGACGAGCGUCGACAAAGUGCUCGAGUCUACCCCGUCGGAUAUCACGCAGCUGUACCAGAGUAUUCUCAGGGAAAUGGAAGACAUCCCGGAACAGAACAAGAGCGAGACCGAGGCCCUGCUACAUUGGGUAGUCUGCGCUUGGAGACCCCUGACCACCGACGAGCUUCAGAGCGCCGUCGAGGCCGACCUCAAAGACGAGAUCAAUGACAUGGAGAAGCUGAUUGCCGACAGAUGUGGCAACCUGGUUGAGGUCGACACCGCCAAACGAGUCAAGCUGGUCCAUCAAACUACCCGAGAGGUGCUAACUAGCGAGUCUCUAGACUCGGCCUUCCAAAUCGACCCUGGCGUAGGACAUCGGAGGUUGGCCAUAAUUCAACUCCACCACCUUUGUGGCAACAACCACUUCCAUAGCAGCAAGAAAGUCCACACCAGCGACACUUCAAAAUCGUCGCGCAAACGACGGCCCAUUGCGCUGUCACUCUCGGUUUGGACACACCUGGAGAAGUCCCCGCUAGCGCAGUACGCGGCUGGGCAUGUCUUCCAACACCUUGCGAAGAUUCCCCACACUCUGCUCGAUGACGAAGUGUUCCAGUCAAUGGCGCAGUUUUUCGCCUCCUCAGGCAUCCUCUGGUGGAUUGAGUAUCUUGCCAAACACAAUAGCCUCCAGAGCAUCUUCAGCGCAGGCAAGACCACCGCGAGUGUCGUGAACAGACGCAAGCGAUACGGCCCGCCGCUGCUCCAGAUCCAGAAAGAAAUUGCUCUGCUCGAGAGGUGGUCCAAUGACCUCCUCCGCUUGGUGCCCAAGUUUGGUCGACGAUUACGCGCAUCGCCCGCGUCAAUUGCCCUGAUACAUCCAUUCUGCCCACCGGCCUCUGCCAUCCGACAGCAGUUCUAUUCACCACGGAAGGGCCUUUCCGUUCAGGGGCUAUCCAGCCGCGAUUGGGACGACUGUAUCGCAACCACCACAUUCGAAAGACGGAUGCGUCCUUUAUGUGUAGCAGUAAGUGACAAGUACGUGGCUUACGGGGCACCAAACGGGACAAUACAUAUCUAUGAGGAUGGGACUUUCCAGGAACGGCUCGUCCUUGUCCACGGCGAUCAGUACGUGGGGUGCCUCGCCUUUGGCGCUAGGGGUGACUACCUAGCAUCGGCGACAGCCGACGAUCUGGUUCUGUGGAGAACAGACACCUGGGUCCAGAUCCAGAAGAUCGCCCUACCAUCUGAGUGCAUCAUGCUCUCGUUCACAGAUGAUAACGGCGCUAUUCAGGCUGGUCUACGCACCAAUCAAGUCUUAUCCUGGGAUGUGAAUGCCGACGAGCCCAGUGAGGAAGGAGACGACCUGGUUAACUGGACUGUCGGCCUGGAGGAGAUGGGCGAUAUCUCGCAGCGAGAUCCAUCACGAAUUGCCUUUUGUGCACAUCGCGGUGUGAUGGCCGUGGUGUAUAGACGGACACAUAUCAUCUUGUGGGACCUCGAAGAUUCUCAAGUUCAGGACAUAUACGUCAAGGACGUAGGUUCCAGGUCGAAGCUUGGCCAAAGCCAGCUCUGGGUCCAAUGCGACCACGACUACGAGUCACUUGGCGCCGUUGACGACGCCGGGCCGAGCCUGGCGAGCCAGGAAUCCACAGGCAUCGAGACUGUCUGUGACCUCGCUUUCAGCUCGGCGCCCGACUCGGCCUUGAUGGUGGUGACCUACGGUAGCGGCGACCUGUGCGUAUACGACAUCGAGGAGGGGGUCAUGCUCGAAUCGCAGCCUGGGGUUUGGGCGCAUCGCGUUGCCAUCACGCCAGACGGUCGGACUAUCGCAACGGCGGAUCCCCGAGGCGGUAUGCGCCUGUUUGAUGCUGGGUCGCUCAAGUGCCUCUACUAUGUGCAACUCGACGGACACGCCGUCAGCGCCAACUCGCUCACCUUCACAGCCGACGGCUUGAAGCUGAUCGAGUUGCGUGGCCGGCAAUCCCGUGUUUGGAGCCCGUCGGUCCUGCUACGCCAGGACGCCGAGGAAGACGUCAGCGAUACCGUUUCUCUGUCCACCCCGAUGCAGGAGGUUGACUACAACAUGGCCGAGGAUCCAGCAGUCACGGCUCUUCGAUGUGCCUGGUCCUCAUCCUCGGCUUUUGUAUUCUUUGGGCGGAACAAUGGCGAUGUCCUUGUGCAGGACUUGGCUGGUGAUGAGCCGCAGCGGCAGCACUUGUUCAGAAUGCCUCGAGACGCGCCGGUGCUAUCGAUGCACUAUGACGACGACUCAGGGCUACUCUCUACUGCUAGCUCUACCUACGCGGUCUGCCACAAGAUCAGUAAGACAACUCGGCCCAAACUGCCCAGGUGGGUAGCAACUCCGAUUCCAAUCCAAGCCGAAUCCUCGUCAGUCAUUCACCAGAUACUAGGAUCUGGGACACACUCUCGCCUGCUGGUCUCCAGCGAGGAAGGUGACACGCUUUGGUCAUUCAACGGAAGCCCAACCCAGAAGUCCACAGUCGGUUGCGGCACCCCAGUAGGCGAGAUGGCCGCGGCAACAGAGCAGCGGAAUCAUCGUGUGAAGAGAUGGGCUAGUCAUCCGACGCAAAAGUCACUGCUUAUUUUGGCAGAGGGAGCCACUAUUGAGAUGCGAUACUGGGCAACGUUUGCGAUGGCCAUUUCCUGGAGGGCUGAUGUUGGCGCGGCGAAAAUAACCCGACUCCUUUGCCGCGACGAUCCGAACAUGCCAUUCUUUCUCACAAUCGCCGAAGAGAAUGAGGGGAACGGUUACUGCAAACGCAGCGUGGGUGCUGUCGAACUCACCCGGCGUACGAUCCAGGUUUGGAGUACCCAAGAUCUCGUCGAGUCCAGCCCGCAUGUUGGUAUUUCGUCACCAUCACCGCCGCCGCUCGAUUACCACCCCCGCCCUCUCUGCACCAUCAACGCGCGACAAAUAGAGCUGGGUGAGGUUAUCGGAGUCCACCACGGCCGUCUGGUUUAUUUGAACACCGACUAUUACGUGUGCAGUCUACCGAUCUACGCCCUGCCCAACUCGGCCAGCACGAGGAAAACCACCCACGGGAGGAGCUCGUCUACCCUCCUGGCUCCAGACUCGCCGACCCCGGGCAGCUGGCCAAGAAGUCCUAGCGCUGGAUAUGGCACCGGCGUUGGCGGGGUCGGCAAUGACACGCUCGGGAACACGAGCGCCAUUGACGACACCAGCCUCUCCGCCAUGGAAGGCCCCGGCCCGGGCGAGGCUGCUUCUGAUCAUCACCCCCGAUUUACCGAACAUUUCCCCCUCCCACACGACUGGGCCGGCCUGGCGACAAAGAUUGAUGCCGACAUCAACCGGCUCGGCGAUGUAUUCUUCGCAAAGCGCGCCGACGUGGCGGUCUUACAGGGGGGCCUCACUUCGCGGAAGGACGAUCCGUGGCUGGAUCACAAGCGGGUGUCGAGCCCGAGCGGCGGCAAGUUUCCGCCGAGGCCGUCGCCCCGGCCUGCUGGACGGCCGGCGAGGUCGCAAUGA
Messenger RNA from Gaeumannomyces tritici R3-111a-1, 5367 nucleotides. RefSeq lists its product as hypothetical. The transcript has 2 exons. Bases 1 to 5367 code for a protein of 1788 amino acids. Lineage: Eukaryota; Fungi; Ascomycota; Sordariomycetes; Magnaporthales; Magnaporthaceae. Gene Ontology annotation, molecular function: protein binding; hydrolase activity, acting on ester bonds. The record is from RefSeq and is a predicted model, not a curated record.